Molecule: messenger RNA, 3587 nt
Organism: Cucurbita maxima (winter squash)
Lineage: Eukaryota; Viridiplantae; Streptophyta; Magnoliopsida; Cucurbitales; Cucurbitaceae
Product: protein trichome birefringence-like 33
Exons: 10
Coding region: 2186-3445 (419 amino acids)
Cellular component (GO): Golgi apparatus
Molecular function (GO): O-acetyltransferase activity
Source: RefSeq, a predicted model, not a curated record
UCUCAUUUCUGCAAAUCGAGAAAUUCGGUUCUCGCAAAGCCAUAAUCUGUACGGAGAUUGUCUCGAAGAAACAGAAAGAUCACAAAAUAGAGAACGAAAACAAGAAAUCAGGCUGCAAGAAAACUGGCACGAGAUUUUAGCAGGAGGAAAAUGAUGCGUAGAAUCAAUUUUGUGGAAUGAGCUACCAUUUUCUUCAUGAUUCUACGCCUAAUGCUGCCCUUCGAUUCGGUCUUUUCCAUUUUCGAAUUCGGUUUCGUUAACAAUGGCAAGAUGUAUAACUUCGAUCCGGCAUUGUCCAUCUCCGAGUUCCCGCAUGGAGUCCUCAGCGAAGACGGAUAUUGCUAAUCUUCCUCUGCCUCUGGUUUGAUAGUUCAAAGGAAGAGUGAUUUAUAUCAGAAUUUUAUUUCUCUUCCUACGUUUAAUGUAAGUUAUGUUGUUCAUUUCUUCUCACUUUUCUAUUUUAUUUAUGCUAUUCAUUUCUGUUAGGUUUUACAGAGUAGCAGAAAAUGAUACUAUUGCCUGGUUUCAGGUUUGCUCCAUCAGGUUACAUAUUAUUUUUUCAUCGAGUAUCAAUACUUUCUUAUAAAUUGUUAUCCUUCCUGUAUAUUGACAAUUUCAAUAGAUAUGUGAUACUAGCUCAAUAUUCGGCAAAAAUAAGCAUAUUCUUUGUGUGAUUAGGAAACUAGAUCUUAUUUCCUUUGAACUAUAGCUUUGCAGUUUCUUCCUGUUCCUUAGUAGCUCGUAUAUACACCUACAUAUUUAUAAUCAAUAGAUAUGAACAAGAUGCACUCACCCUGCAUAUGAUAACUCUAGUAUCAUUCUUAUAAUUCUUGGCAUGAUUUUGGAAGUCUAUUAUUUGAUCUUUUACUUGUUUCUGUGAUCAAUUUUAAUUUUUGUCUCAUAUCACAAGCCGAUAUAUUUUGUACCUAAAACCAGCUGAUUGAUGGUUUUCUUCAAACUUGACCUCUGUGUAUCAAACGGUUGAUAUGUCUGGAUCCUUUGUAAAACUGAUAAGAUGAUAGUUGCGCAUGGAACAUGAAAAGCUUCAUCAUUUUGACAUUCAGCAGAUUUUUUCUUGUGUGUCUUUUAUAUAAUAAGGUAGUUUACUUGUUUAACUUCGUGAUAUCUUUGAUGCUUGUUGUGGAGCAGCUAUGGGAUGGGAUGAUUUUCAAUCAUGAUCCACCUAUGUAUGUUGAUUGCUUGGUAUGUGCACCUCAUGUUCCUGCAGGUUAGUUUUUUUGUUUUUGUUUUUUUUAUUGCGUAUUCUAGGAUUGUGGGGGACCCUCGCAUGUGUUGGUGGUUGGUAUAUGUACCCGCUAUCUGGUACGGAAUCUGUAAAUGACAUGGCACGGACAUGAAAGGGUCGAAUGCCUCGAUAAAAUCUGGAUGGAUGGAUGUUUGGGAUCCCUCGAUGGUAUAAGUGACACAUGAGUCUGAUCUUGAUGGACAUGACCGAGUGAGCUACGAGGGUCGAUGACAUGCCAAGACUUGGGAUGACAUCAAACCAUGUAGACCGUGUUAAUUUGGGAACCAAGAUGACAAGAUGAGAUGCAGCGUUGCAUGUGAGAGACCUUGACCUCAAGUAGAAGCAAAGUCGAGCCAAAUACUUGGCCUAGUGUAGAGGCAAAUCAGAUAGGUCGCAUACGAUUGAACAUGCACACAUGGGUGGCGUGUGUGGUCGAACAAGCUUAGAUUCUGCAUGAAUUGUGUUCAGUUGAUGAAAACAAACCUUACCUAAGGUCUAAUAAAGCCACAAAUAUGGGCAAAAAAAUAAAUAUGGUGCUUAGGUUCCCCUUAAGGCUUGUCAUAAGCGAUCAUGACACCGCACGAUUAAAAAUGUUAUUCCCAACCUAAAAUUCUGGCUUAGCCUACCUCAUAAAAUUCAGAGUUUGUUUGCAUCUCUGGUCCAAAAAUUUAAGGGACCCUCGCAAGGUCAUCGAGAUAUUUAUUCUCCGGUAAACUUCUGAUAACACGCAUUUUGUGCUUCAAAUUUCCGGCAAAUACAGCCACAAGAGGUCAUCCUGAAGUUGCGCUAGCAACCUUAUACCUCUGCUAUAGAUCUGCAUCUUGUACUUGAGAAGCUUAGGGAGAGAGAGAGAUAGCUCCUGUCGGGUAGUCCUUCUCUCCAUAACCCAGUCUUCUACCCACUCGAGCGAGAGAUCGAGAUUCAAAUGAACGUGAUCACAUGCUUAUGCCUCCUCCUCCCAACUCUUCCUCCUCCAUCCUCAGGAAAUCUCGCUUCUCCCCAUACCUCUUCACUCUCGUGGUCUUCAUCUUCUUCAUCUCCAUCCUUCGUAAAGACCUUGCCUGUGUCUUCAGCCUGCAACUCCAGCUCGACCUCGCCCCCGCCACAGAGAAGAAGAGGGAGAAAUUGGCAUUUGAGACAGGGAAAUUGGAGGAGGGGUGUGACGUGUUCAGUGGGAGCUGGGUUAGGGACGAGGUGACUCGGCCGCUAUAUGAUGAGUCGGAUUGUCCGUACAUUCCGCCGCAGCUGACGUGUCAGAAGCACGGCCGGCCGGACCGGAGUUAUCAGUACUGGCGGUGGCAGCCCUACGGCUGCAAUCUUUCCAGGUUUAAUGCGAGCAUGAUGCUAGAAACCUUAAGGGGAAAGAGGAUGAUGUUCGUUGGAGAUUCUCUAAAUAGAGGGCAAUAUGUUUCAAUGGUUUGUCUUCUUCACUCUCUAAUUUCGGACGAUGCCAAAUCCAUGGAGACAUUCGGUUCACUCACCGUCUUCACUGCCAAGGAGUACAACAUGACAAUUGAGUUCUAUUGGGCGCCGUUUCUCUUGGAAUCGAACUCGGAUAACGCAGUGAUCCACCGAAUUUCGGAUCGGAUAGUGAGAAGAGAUUCGAUUAAAAAACAUGGAAGACAUUGGAAAGAGAGUGAUAUUAUGAUUUUCAAUACUUAUCUUUGGUGGAUUACUGGCUCGAACAUGAAAAUCCAACAAGGGUCUUUCGAGGACGAAGCACAUGACAUGGUAGAGCUGCCCACAAAGGAUGCUUAUCGCAUGGCAAUGAAUAGCAUGUUGAGAUGGGUUAGGAAGAACAUGGACCCCAAAAAGACUAGGGUUUUCUUCACUUCCAUGUCUCCUUCUCAUGGAAAGAGUAUUGAUUGGGGUGAUGAAGAGGGUGGCAACUGCUACAACCAAACGACUCUAAUUGAAGAUCCAAACUAUUGGGGAUCUGAUUCGAAAAAAAGCAUAAUGGAAGUGAUUGGAGAAGUUUUCAGCAAGUCGAAAUUUCCUAUCACAUUUCUUAACAUCACACAACUCUCGAGCUAUCGUAGAGAUGCACACACAUCGAUUUACAAGAAGCAAUGGUCACCAGUGACGCCGGAGCAGCUAGCGAACCCGGUAAGCUAUGCGGAUUGCAUCCAUUGGUGCAUGCCUGGUGUCCAAGAUACUUGGAAUGAGCUUCUUUUUACCAAACUUUUCUAUCCUCAUUAAUUGAUGUUAAAAUUCAUCUGGGUUCCCUCAGAUCCUCUUUGUUUCAUGUGGGCGUGGGUUUGUGAGAUUUGGGAUUGGUGAGGGGAGAUAAAGAUGAGAAAAUCAAUUGAAAGAUAGAGAGUGAAUCAUUACUAUCACGGUC